AUGGAGAACCUGCUGCGCUGUAGCCGCUGCCGCAGCUCCUUCUACUGCAGCAAGGAGCAUCAGCGCCAGGACUGGAAGAAGCACAAGCUCGUGUGCCAGGUCGGCGAGAAGGUUCCUGCCCCCGGCACGGGCCAACCGUUAAGCCGGGCCGCGCGCCGCCGCCCAGGGCCGCCGAAGCCAGGGAGGCCAGGAAGGCGGCGCCGCGCCGGGACCGAGCCGUCGACGCCGCGGGUCCGCGGGCCUCCGGAGACGCGGCCAAGGCGAAGGCGAAGGCCAAGCCUACGGCUGACCCCGCGGCAGCCGCGUCCCCGCCCCGCGCGGCCCCCCGCAGCCAGGGUUGGUAACGCGCCGGGCGAGGGGCUGAGCCACGGCGGCCUGCGGCCCAACGGGCAGACGAAGCCGAUGCCGGCACUGAAGCUGGCGCUGGAGUACAUCGUGCCCUGCAUGAACAAGCACGGCAUCUGCGUGGUGGACGACUUCCUGGGCAAGGAGACCGGCCAGCAGAUCGGCGACGAGGUGCGCGCCCUGCACGACACGGGCAAGUUCACGGACGGGCAGCUGGUCAGCCAGAAGAGCGACUCGUCCAAGGACAUCCGAGGCGAUAAGAUCACCUGGAUCGAGGGCAAGGAGCCUGGCUGCAAAACCAUCGGGCUGCUCAUGAACAACAUGGACGACCUGAUCCGCCACUGUAACGGGAAGCUGGGCAACUACAAAAUCAAUAGCCGGACGAAAGCCAUGGUUGCUUGCUCUCCUGGCAAUGGAACAGGUUACGUACGUCAUGUCGAUAAUCCAAAUGGAGAUGGAAGAUGUGUGACAUGUAUAUAUUAUCUUAAUAAAGACUGGGAUGCCAAG
Molecule: messenger RNA, 852 nt
Organism: Rangifer tarandus platyrhynchus (Svalbard reindeer)
Lineage: Eukaryota; Metazoa; Chordata; Mammalia; Artiodactyla; Cervidae
Source: the annotation of a GenBank genome assembly